UGUUUGCAUCGUUAAAAUCAUCUCGUAUUUACUUGUAUGAAAAUUUCGUCAUUGACUAGUGCCGCUGAAUCGGAUGUUUUUGUUUUGAUUUGGAUUUUCCAUUUUGUGUGGUGUAUACGGAUUGGAUGUUUGAUGUGAAGUACCAAAGGUCACCGAUGUCAGGCCCGCAGUGAAUACCAUUUGGGAAGCAACAAAAGGGAAAAUUUGGAGUCUUGUAGAAUAAGUACAACAAUUUGUUCAACUGCAGGGAGGAUGAACCAACAUCAGCUGACAGAUCCAGUGCACCGCUAUGAGUCGGACAAGCGCGCUUGGGAGGACGCUAUUCGGGCCAACAAUGGUGCCGAUCCACUGGAUAUGUGGUUCAAUUAUAUCUGCUGGUUGGAACAGCACAAGAUUUUCGACAAAGAUGGUGGAUUUCGGAAAAUUUUAGAGACGUGUUUGUCAAAUUUCGAAAACUUCGAAAAUUAUAAACAGGAUGGGCGGAUGGUGAAACUCUGGAUGAAAUUUAUCGAUAUGCAGGCCAACCCUUUGAAUCUGUAUCAAUUUUUGUACAAGAAAAAUGUAGGCACUCAAUGCGCUUGCUUUUACAUUGGUUGGGCACAUUAUUACGAUGCAGCGAAUGCUUUCAAGCAAGCGGAAUCCAUUUACAACCUUGGCAUACAAGUAAAAGCCCAGCCAAUGGAAGAACUUCAGGAAGCACAAAACAAAUUUCGAUUGUCUAUAGCACAGCGGAUGUUAUACAACGAUGCAUCCUCCAAAAAACGAUCAGCAAACACGUUGGUUGAGCAAAGACAUCAGAUAACUUCCCUCAGUCCACCACAGAAAAAGUUUAAAACGGAUGCGGGAGAUUAUUACCAAUCCCAGCCUCAGCAACAACAUCAACAAAGACAGACUCAGACGCCUGUGCACACACAUCAACAGCAGCCGCAGCAAACACAGCCGCAACCACAAUCCCAAGUGCAGCCACAACAACAACAGCAACAACAGCAGCAGCAGCAAUCACAGCCACAAUUGCGACAACAACCGCCCCCUCAGCAGCUAAAACAACAAAACCUGCAACAACAUCAGCAGCAAAUACAACAGUCGCAUGUACAUUACAAUCACGCUGGUUAUUAUCAACAGGCGCAGUCACAUCAACCCGUUGUUGCCACCACUGCAGCGUCUUCCAGCUCUUCAAUCAGUGCUGAGCAGUAUUAUCAGCAGGACAAACAGAGUGUGACGUUCUACCAGCACGCCCAACAACACUAUCAAACACAGCAUCCGAUUCCUUCGCAAACUAACGUUCAAUCUCACCACCAUUCGAUUCCGCCGCAUAAUCCACAGCGGAUAAGCACAGCAAAUCAAGCCCAACUAUCGAUUCCAUUACAAAGUCAGAGCCUAACUCAGCAAUCAAAUACGCCGCAAAAUCAAAAUCAACCCCAGCAUUCGAUUCCAUUACAAAACCAGAAUCAAUCGCAAAAUUCACUUGCCCCGCAAAAUCAAAAUCAUCCAUCCCAGCAUACGAUUGCGCUCCAAAAUCAAAGUAAAUCGGUACAUCUGGAAGUUCAGCAUCCUCCAAGGCAACUUCAUAUUCCCCCACAGCGUCCAGCUCAAUAUACGCCAGUGCAAGUGCAACAAAAUUCCGUUCCCACUGCUCACCACACAGUGCACCAGGAAAUGGAAGCUAAAACCCCUACUUCUCAGCAACGUGUAUUAGUUCAGCUUGCUUCUCCAGCACAACAAUCACAGGCCUUAGUUCCCCCACAGGCCACAGAUGCGAUUCAAUCAAUUCAGCCGGUGCAACCUGUUCACAAGUCUGUUAUCGUGGAAAAUUACAGCCUAGAAAAUGACAGUUUAAUCGAGUGCAAUUUGAACAAUUCUGCAUACGUUAUAUCAUCUUCGUUGAACUAUGUGUACGAUGAUGCCAAUAUGACCGGUUACUCCAUCGAAGUGCAGAAGGAGGAAAAGAUUGAUCCGGUUGCUAUUCGAUUACCGGAGAACUACGCACGGGAGGCACGUUCGAACCAUGAGCGAUGGGAUGUACCGCUUUGCCUAGAAGAACCUUACGAUCCCAAUCGCAGGUGCUGCUAUCCGAAGGGAAUUGUGUAUCCUGACUUGCACACAGGAAAACCGACGAUGGAGUUCUCCAUCGAAGAGAUACGAGCUAGGAAGUGGUAUCGCCGAAAGGAGGAGCUCGAAGCACAGAAAAUAGCUAAACAGCUGCAGAUAGAGCAGGAAAAACAACGACAAGAACGGCAUAGACAGUUGCAGCUGCAAUAUCAGCAGCAAGUUGCCCAACAGGUGACGUUUAGCCACCAACAUCAGCAGCAGCAGCAUCCGCAAUCACAACCGCAACCGCAUCAGCCACCAAAUCAGCAACUGCACCCGCAACCGCCAUCACAGCAACAGCAACAAAUACAGCAUCCGCAAACGCAACCUCAACCGCUACAGCAUCCGCGCCAACAACAGCAACCGGUCCGGCAGCAACAGCAGCAGUAUCCACAAACGCAACCGCAACCGCAACGGCAACCGCAGUCGCAACCGCAACCGCAAUCGCAACAACAGCAGCAUCCGCAAACGCAACCGCAACCGUGCCAGCAACAGCAAACGGUUCCGCAACAACAGCAGCAGUAUCCGCAAACGCAACCGCAACGGCAACCGCAACAACAAUCGCAACCGCAACGGCAACCGCAACCGCAACAGCAACUGCAGCAACAUCAACAGCGAAAUUAUCAACAGCCAAAUCAGUUCCACCAUAUCGUGUACCAACAACCACCGCAACACCAACCAGCUCAUCAACAUCAGCAGUCGGUGCCUCAAAGCCCGGUUCCUGCUUCCCCAGUCCAGACAGUUUCGCCGGUUCAGCCAGCAGGUCAUUUCUAUCAGGCGCAACAGCAUCAAACUAAUCAACAUCAGCUGACAACACAAGCUGUACAUAUCCAAUCUACAGCUCGAUUAGCACAACAGUCUCCAGGUUUACCUUCGCAGUCACAUCCUGUUCACCAGUCGCAACAUCAAAACACAUUAUCAACUCAACAAACACAGCCCCCACCAUCGGUUCUGCAACCACCUCAACGUCCACCGGUUCAACCAUCUCGGCAUCCGCAAAUUCAGGCUGGACAACAUCCUCCGCUCCUAAAUCAUUUUCCCCACUACCGUCAACCGUAUCCUCAUCAACCCCAAUAUCCUCCUGCCUCAAGUACUAUACAGCAGCAGCAACAGCAGUCGACGACAAGACACGUUUCACCGGCUCAAUCACAUGUACCAUAUCCACAACAUUCGCCCUAUCAAACUAACCAUUACGGAAACUACAGCCAUCAAAGCUUCAACCAAAAUCAGCCUGUACAAAAUUCUGCGCCAGUGCAAACACAAUCUCCUAUCCGUUAUGCGCCACAAUCAGUUCAAUUGGAAAGAAAUCAACAAUCACCCUCAGUUCAACAGCAACCUCCUCCAGCUGCUCAUCAUGAACGUCCUUCUCCAGUGCACCAACAACCUCUUUCUGUUCCACUGCCAUCUUCUUCGGUUUCUCAGCAACCUCCUGCUUCCCAACCUCUCCCAGUCACAUCACACCACCAAUCACAACAAAAUAAUUCCUCACAAGUUAAUAUACGGUCACACACUCCCGCAAAAGCCCAAAGUCCAACAACGACGCCAGCUCCCAUCCAAACUGUGGUACCAGAGCCGGUGAAAUCUCAAUCGAACACGAUUGUUCAUCCUGCAAACCCACAAACGAUGACAAACAGUUCACCUAUACAGCUAGUACAAAAAACUCCACAGCAACAUGUGAAACCAUCUCCCAAGCCCAUCCAGCAACCUCCAGAGUCGAUCCAGAAACCUGUCAUUCAACCACCGCAGAAACCGAUUCCGGCUUCUUCUAACCAGCAACAAUCAGCCCGGACGUCUGCAUCAGUCAUCGCAACACCCACUGUUACUACUACUUCUACUUCUACUAGUGGCACUAGAAGCACUAGCAACAAAUUCAGUAAUUGCGACGAUUUCGAAGAACAAAUUGAAGCCUCCACGAUACGAUUCUCAACGUCGACAGAAAACGGCACCAGUAAAAGCAAAACCAUUACCAUUAAGUUUAAAAAGGAAAAAACAACGUAUACCGCGUCCAGUCCUAUUACCACACCCGCCAGUCAAUCAGUUCCAAGUUCAGCAACGGCCGUUCCUAGUUCCAGUUAUAGCUCCGGCGGGAGCGACCACACCAAAAAGUCUAAGAAAGUGCCUUCUGUAACGGCAUCUUCCACUCCAGUGGUUGUGACUGGUAGCCAUUCUUCACAGCGCUUGUUAAACACGACAAGUGCAACAAAGGAGAAAACAAAACCCAAAAGCAAGAAAGUCAAAUCAAGCGGAAGUGGUAAAGCUUCAGCUAAGUACGAUCCGGAUGCGACUUUAGUCCCAACGAAUCGCAUCAAUGAUGCUAAUUUGUUGCUUUCGCUUUCCGGAGAGAACGAGGAUUCGUCCCAUUCGUAUGCCUCCUCUCCUGGCAUAGGCAGGAAGAAAAAGAAGGGCAAAUCUAAAGUUCGUUAUAUUGAGGAUGAGGAGGAGGAGGAGGAGGAGGAAGAAGAUUUCAACCGACAAGAGGACCAAUAUAUUGAAACGGAUGAGGAAGAUUACGAUGAAGAUGAGGAAGAUGAUGACCUGGAAGAGAACGAUUCGUCGUACCAGUCGAAUUCGGAAUUCAACACAUCGAUCAGUAACAUUUCCUUUGCUGGUGAUAAUAGUAAUGGUGCGUUCAAUUUCGGUGGAAGUUCCUGUUCAACGCCGCUGAGGCACACUCUUACGUCCAGUGGAAUCUCGAAAACGUCAACGCCCGUUGGAUCAUUUAGAUAUCUUAAGAAGCACGUAUCGAAUUUAUCACUGUGCCAGAACGAGGACUCUAUGAACUCGACAGUCGUGGAGAAUAGCUACUUCCAAACGGAACACGACGAAGAAGCUAAGCGACGGAGGAAGGAAAAGGCUCUGGCGAUAAUUGAUACACACAUGACGAAACCAUUUCUCGAUCCGUUUAGCAGUGAGCUGUGUAAGGCGUUUCUCACUAAGAUUGAUUUUCCUUCAAGAGAGCAUACCGACGAUUACAAGCUUGUGAAUAAUAAUCUUCCAAAACUGCUGAAAUCGCAAAUGGCUUCCCUUGGGGGAACAACGUAUAAUAUAGAAAAGGAAGUCGGGAGAGGUUCGUACGGUUCGGUAUUCCGGGCGGUUAACUCUCAAACAGGUGCGGUUGUUGCGAUUAAAUAUCAGAAACCUGCAAACACUUGGGAGCUAUAUAUUUGUACCGAAGUGAGGAAAAGGAUUAAAAAUCCCAAUAUUCUCCCAGGUUUUAUGGAUAUUUGUUCAGCUGUGAUUGCACCGAACGCAAGCGUUUUGGUGUCGGAGUUUUCCCAAUAUGGUUCUCUGCUAGAUAUAAACAAUAAAAUUCGUACAGCGACUACUAAGGUGAUGCAUGAAUCGUUGGUUAUGCAUUUCAGUAGCCAGAUUUUGUCAAUAGUGGAUUACCUGCAUGGAUGUAACAUAAUUCACGCGGAUAUUAAGCCAGACAACUUUUUACUGAUGCAAAUCCCUUCCGUUGAGUCUGACGUUCCAACACUUCGGCUUAUAGAUUUUGGCUGCGCCAUUGACAUGAAUUUCUUCGAAAAGAAACGACAAUUCAAAAAGGUAAUUCAAACCGACGGAUUUACAUGUAUUGAGAUGCAAGAGGGUCGGCCGUGGUCGUUCCAAACCGAUCUUUUCUGUGUGGCUGGCACUGUUCACGUAAUGCUGUUUGGCGAGUACAUGCAGUUGACGAAAAAGUACGACUCAGACUGGGAUAUUAAACAGAAGUUUCCAAGAUAUCUUAAGAAACACGUCUGGACAGAGGUAUUCCAGAAGUUACUCAAUAUUAAGGACAUCAAUCAUAUGCCAAAGCUUAAAAUAUUGAAGGAGUUGAUAGAUGGCGAGGUGUUUAAUAUGGAAUCAGAACUGAUGAAACACAUCAGAACAUUGUCAAAUCUGUUGAAACGGCGCUAGACUUGUAUGGUAAGAAUUUGUGUUUGUUACGUUCCCAUUGGAUAUACGAGGAUAUAUGUAUUCCAAAAUUAUUGGAAAUAUUGUGUGGAUUAAAAAUGUACAUAGCGGAAAAAUAGUAGCGGGCCAAUUAGGGAAGGAGAAUCGAAAUAUUUAUAUCACAUAGUGCUUAUAUUGAUACGACUUCUUGGCUACAUGCACUACUUUAUGAACGACGAAGUUUUUCAAAAUCUAUUACGAAAUACCAUCAAAAAGAAAGCAGAAAAGUUCAACUAUGAUUGUGUAUGGAGCUUUACACUCCGUUAGAUAUAUAUUUAUGUUCACCUAUUGUUCGAUGAAAAUGGAACCUAAUGAGGAUGUACAUAAUUUGAAAGUACUGACAAUUUGUUCUCGUACAAUGAAUUUGGUAAAACGGUGAAAUAUCCUUUAUUUUAAUAUUUUCAUGAAAUCAGUUAUACACAAUGCGUAUCAAUAAGUUUGUUGAGUAAAAUCUAAAUUUUAGUUUUGUUUGUACCCAAAGAGUAUAAGUUUCGGAGAAAUAGUUGUACCGCUGGAGAAUCGAUUGUGAAUUACAACAAAAUGGUUUAUUGUAACAAUUGUAUCAUUUCCUAUAGAAUAUAGUGUGCCGUUGCAGCGCUGGAACGUAUUAAUAGUCAAACUUGUGCACAGUUGUAAUUCAAAGGAUAUACCACAGCAGAAUAUUUCUCCCUAUAAUUACAAACGCUAACCUUUUAGCAUACUGGAGAAUAAUAGAAGUAUGAUACACUGUCGUGUAUG
This is a messenger RNA of Toxorhynchites rutilus septentrionalis, 6762 nucleotides long. RefSeq names its product polyhomeotic-proximal chromatin protein-like. Gene Ontology annotation, molecular function: protein kinase activity; ATP binding. Bases 253 to 5988 code for a protein of 1911 amino acids. The transcript has 9 exons. The record is from RefSeq and is a predicted model, not a curated record. Gene Ontology annotation, biological process: mitotic spindle assembly checkpoint signaling; protein phosphorylation; meiotic sister chromatid cohesion, centromeric. NCBI's taxonomy places the organism in Eukaryota, Metazoa, Arthropoda, Insecta, Diptera, Culicidae.